Messenger RNA from Aphanomyces invadans, 3294 nucleotides. RefSeq lists its product as hypothetical. Gene Ontology annotation, cellular component: P-body; exosome (RNase complex). The record is from RefSeq and is a predicted model, not a curated record. Gene Ontology annotation, molecular function: RNA binding; 3'-5'-RNA exonuclease activity. Lineage: Eukaryota; Oomycota; Saprolegniomycetes; Saprolegniales; Verrucalvaceae. The transcript is spliced from 4 exons. Gene Ontology annotation, biological process: mRNA catabolic process. The coding region runs from base 101 to 3142 and encodes 1013 amino acids.
GAAGUCGUCAAGAGUGCAAAUCUAGAGCUCGUCGGAUAAUUCUCCAAGUGAACGCGCCAGAACAGCACGCCAGGGACGGGCGAGAAGGUAGGGCACAGCUAUGGAGGAUGCAAGACGAGGCAGCGAGGACACGGUGACGGAGAGAAAGCCGAAGAAGAUACAGACGCGACGACAGAAGAACGCACAGGGAGAUCAAGGAUUAGAGCGACCUUCAUCGGGACAAAAGGACAACCUCAGUGAAGGUCCUCCACCGCGCGUGCCAGCUGCGACUUCAAUACACACCGCAAAGAAGCAGUCCAAGGUGAACGAGGAGAUUGCAAAGACUACAAUGGCCAUUGCCACAAGCAGCCCUCCUACCGACUCGUUGGCGUCGACAGACCGUUCAAACGGCAACGGAAUGGAGAUCAAGCUACGAAACAUACCCGCGCGCGCGAACGGCACAACACGGCAGCGAGACCAAAUCCGGGCCCACCACAACGAGGUGCCUACUGCAGAUUUCACCACUUCCGUGACGAUCACAAAAGCCAUCAAGCAUGCCAGUGCUGUUGUACCUCCGGCGCCAAGUCCAGGAAAGAUUUCAAGAGCGAAUCAUCCAAAACAGAAGAAACAAGACCAGAUUGCGUCGUCUUCGCCGUCUUCAACGGACUCCGCGGGUACAACAUCAGACUCAACGGUCCGUCAGGCUUCAACCCCGCCCACCAUGUCCAAACCCAACAGACGAAAGGAAUCGACGAGCCCAUCGCCACCUGCGGUAGCGUCUUACGCACGACAAGGCAGGAGCACGGCUGAUCCUUUGAGCGCGACGUCCUUGCGAAUAAUUCCCGGCAACGGCCAAGUGGUGACGAAGAACAAUGCCCACUACGAACCCCAUUUAUUCUAUGACGACGCGAUGGCUGGUCUUCAAGACUGCUCCCUGCUCGCGGGCACACUCCGCGUGAACAAGCUAAACAAGCACGAAGCGUACGUGACGAUUCCCGGUCUCGACCGCGAUCUCUUCAUCGAUGGAGCCUCCCAUCAGAACCGCGCCGUUGAUGGAGACACGGUCGUGUUGCAGGUGCUUCCUCAAGCGAAAUGGCGAAUCAACAAGAUGAGUCGAGUGACCGCUUCUUCCGGGCGUUCCUGCUCGUCGAAUCCAGACCAAUUCGUCGACGCCUUGGAAGCGCUGUGGAACCCAAAAGUUCGAGCGUCACCAGCUGCGAGCCAUGAAGUCGAUGUGGCCGCGUCGUCCGAGGGCGGUGUCAAGUUGCUGCAACACCAUAUCGAUGCCGUGCAAGCACGCCUCGUUGGCUCGAAAGUCCAGCCCACCGCCAAAGUGGUCCACAUCUUGGAACGCGUCGACGAAGCGUACGUCGGUGUAGUCCGUGUCGCCAAGGAGGCCGCAUUGUUUGACGCGUUUGACGACCGGCUUCCUCGAGGGAUUCGCAUCCGAGCGUCUGAAAUGCCAAAGGAAUACCGUCGAAACCCGGAAACGUUUGCGGCGUCCAUGCUGUGCUUGGUCAAGUUGCGCGACUGGGCAGUGGGGUACAAGUCUCCCACGGGGCAAUUCGUCGAAGUGUUGGGCCAAGGCGCAAGCGUCGACUCGGACAUUCUCUCGUUGCUCAAGACCAACUCGUUGUUACGCCACAUGGAGCCCUUUUCGUCCGAAAUUGUCGAUUCCCUGCCGAGUGCCACGGACUGGCAUAUUCCUGACGAAGAACUCGCUCGACGACGAGACCUCCGCGACUGGACGAUCUUUUCCAUCGACCCGUCGACCGCCCGCGAUCUCGACGACGCUAUGUCGAUCCGCGCUCUCGACAACGACACGUUUGAAAUUGGCGUACACAUUGCUGACGUGUCCCAUUUCAUUCAGCCAGGCAGUCCUUUGGACGUGGAAGCGCAGGCACGUUGUACGAGCGUGUACUUAGUCAACCAGGUCCUGCCGAUGCUGCCUCGGGUGCUGUGCGAACACUUGUGCUCGCUGAACGCAUCUGUCGAUCGGCUCGCGUUCACCGUGUUGUGGCACAUGCACAAGGAUGGAUCGUUGGUGCGGGACGCGCCGAUUUGGUUUGGGAAAACCAUCAUUCGGUCUUGCUGCCAACUGGAUUAUGGCACUGCCCAAACCAUUUUGGACGAACGUAUCGACGAGGCUGCGUGGCGGCGUGAGCCGACGGGUGGCCAUUCCAAAACCACGAUCGCCACAUGUAUCCGGCAACUUGGCGAGAUUGCCCGUGCUCGUCGACGCCAGCGGUUUGCGACCGGCACGGUGCAACUGCAUCAACCCAAGUUGAGUUUUGAGUUGGACGAUAACGGGAACCCCGUCGCGAUGACCGAGUACCCCAUCCGCGAAAGCAACCAUCUCGUGGAAGAGUACAUGCUCCUGGCCAACUACUUGGUCGCGCAGCACUUGCUGCAGCAUGGCCCGCCCGUCCUACUUCGAAAUCACGCGGCCCCCGACCGUGAAAAAUGGAGCAACGCCUUGGCCACACUCGAAAAGCUAAACGUGCAUGUUGACCUCAGCACGCAACUCUUGACGCCGUUCCUGGAGCAGCUCGAACUGGAACGUGGGUCGAUCGUGCUGCAGACUGUACGCCACAUGUUGAUCAAACCGAUGGCGACGGCAGAGUAUGUCGUCGUGGAUGACGCCUUGGCCGAGCACCAUCGGCAUUUCGCGCUGAAUGUGCCGUACUACACGCACUUCACAUCCCCCAUUCGACGGUAUGCGGACGUCCUCGUCCAUCGGUUGCUCGAAGCGUCGCUUACGACAGGAUCGACGGCCGCCGUGUGUGUUGCCCGAUCUGUCGUGACCCAAUGCAAUGUGCAAAAGGCGCGGUCGAAGAAAGCGCAGAAGCUCUGCGACCUCGUGUUCCUGACCAGAUACGUCCAACACAAGGGCGAACUGGACACGACGGGCGUUGUCGUGGGGAUCGGAUCGAGGAGCUUUACCCUCGUGCUCAUCGAGUUUGGCUUUGAACAGCGCUUGAACGCGCUAGACGUUGCAACCCGGUACCGUUUCAACGACGUCGAGCCAAGCCUCAAGUUGACAUUGAAAUCGGGGACAACAGUCACGCUCGAGAUGUUCCAGCCCGUACAAGCCAGACUCACAACGACCAAGGCACUGCCUCUGAAGCUUGUCUACACCCUCGUUGCUCCAUCGUCAUCGUAGAUCGAGCUGUAAACGCCGUUUUUGCGUCUCGUCGGCCUGGUUGAUGACUGCGAGAGGUCUCUGUCUGCCCAACGUGUUCAAGGUUUCGCACCUCGGACACGUCGCCGUUCGCAGAGUAACGUUAUGGCAAUGUCGUGGCAUUAGUACUCGAA